Molecule: messenger RNA, 705 nt
Organism: Pygoscelis adeliae (Adelie penguin)
Lineage: Eukaryota; Metazoa; Chordata; Aves; Sphenisciformes; Spheniscidae
Gene: CFAP107
Product: chromosome unknown open reading frame, human C1orf158
Exons: 5
Coding region: 1-705 (234 amino acids)
Source: RefSeq, a predicted model, not a curated record
AUGUGUGGUGUGCUGUUCCAACAACUGGGGAGGGUAGCGCUGGUGAGACAAAGAAAUAUGAUUGCAUCGCAAAAAGAUGGACAGGAUUGGUGGAAAAUUGAACCGAAAUACUCUAGUAAAGUUCUCAUUGGAAACUGGCUGGAUGAGAGGAAAAGGUUUAUAAAAGACAUUGGGAAACUCGGCAGCAGCAUAUACAGAACAGACUUCAUUUGCUUCCCGGAUCACAAACCAGACCAAACACUAAGAAGAACCAUGAUGGAAAAAUUUGAGGGCCUGCCAAUACAGCACUUAUUCACCCAUCAUGAGGAACCAAGAAGCCGAAAUUUAGUAUCGGAGUAUGACGAUAAAUACAAUAGACACGGUUACAACCCUGUGCUGCCUCCCCUCCGCAGCUGGAAUGGACGCAAGUUUGCCUGGAUUCCUCAGAAAACAGAUUUCCCCAUUCUUGAGCCACCCACAAACUAUGGUCUUCUUGAGCACCUGAUGAAAAAAUGGCACAAGAAAGAAGCUGGAGUGAUGAACAGUGUCUACACCAUUUCCUAUGAAAGCCCACCGAUUUCUGCUUUUGCUACUUGUCAACUGAGACAACCUGCUAAAACUCAUGACCUCCCUUCCAGCCAGGGACAUCUUCCCCAAAACGACAGUAGAAUCCUGGCCUAUGAAGGGUGUCAGAAAUAUCUGCAAGCCAUUGGCCAACUGGUGUGA